Cannabis sativa is the source of this 2245-nucleotide messenger RNA. RefSeq names its product probable histone-arginine methyltransferase 1.4. Gene Ontology annotation, molecular function: protein-arginine N-methyltransferase activity. The transcript is spliced from 15 exons. The record is from RefSeq and is a predicted model, not a curated record. Gene Ontology annotation, biological process: peptidyl-arginine methylation. NCBI's taxonomy places the organism in Eukaryota, Viridiplantae, Streptophyta, Magnoliopsida, Rosales, Cannabaceae. Bases 346 to 1974 code for a protein of 542 amino acids.
UUUUCCCCUCACCGAAGUCCCCGAGUUUGUAAAUUGUCUAGUAGAGUCGUCUCUCACACUCACAUCACAGGCUUUUAAACUGAACCAUUAAAACUCUUAACGACACUAUAAAAGAGAAAGAAAGAGAGAGAGAGAGUUCUUUUCUCUCUUUUUAUUGUUUUCUUUCUUUCUCUCUCUCCAACUUUUUGGCGGCUCCUCUGGAUUUCGAAGCUUCAGCUCCUUAACGAAACCCUAGUUUCUUCCGGAGGACUUGUUAAUACACCUAUAUACAUACAUCUGUAUACGCGCGAGUGAAGUUUCUUCUUGAAAAUUGAAUUUGGAACCGAUUCUUUGGAGAAGGCGGCAAUGGAGGCUUCUGCGGAGAAAAAGAGUCACAAACAGCAAGAGUUUGCUUUGGCUUCAGUCUCUGAGCUCGCUUCUUCUUCUUCUUCCUCCUCUGCUCUAUCUUCUUCGCCUAUUGUUGCUCGGUUCAGCGUUGAUGGUGGAAUCCCCGAGCUUCGGUUUUAUCAAGAAUCUCAAUCGUUUGCCGUUGUCAAUGUUGAUCUUCGAGUGGCUCAGCUAUUCAAGUUGGGCCCUUUGACCUCUGUUUGUGUAUCCGAAGCGUCUGAUACCAGCAAAGAGUAUUCUAAGGGGGUGACUAUCCAGUUUAGAAAUGAGGCUGAGAACAGCGCCUUCCACUGUGCAUUUGAGCAACUGAAGGAAAACUUCAUUAAUCAAGGAGGACGAUUACCAAAUGGGGAAACAUCAGUUUCUAAAAGCAAGUUCGAUGAUAAAAUAGAACCAUCUUCUGCUAAAAUGUAUUUCCAUUAUUAUGGACAACUGCUUCAUCAGCAAAACAUGUUACAAGAUUAUGUUAGGACAGGAACAUAUUAUGCUGCUGUCAUUGAGAACCGUGGUGAUUUUUAUGGUCGUGUGGUGGUCGAUGUUGGUGCUGGUAGUGGUAUCUUAUCACUCUUUGCUGCUCAGGCUGGUGCAAAACAUGUUUAUGCCGUGGAAGCUUCUGAAAUGGCAGAAUAUGCUCAGAAACUAAUUGCUGGGAAUCCAGCUUUGAGUCAACGAAUCACGGUGAUCAAAGGAAAAGUUGAGGAUGUUGAAUUACCAGAGAAAGCAGAUAUUCUCAUCUCAGAGCCAAUGGGAACCUUAUUAGUCAAUGAAAGAAUGCUGGAGUCCUACGUAAUUGCAAGAGAUCGGUUUCUUCAGCCAGCGGGAAAAAUGUUUCCUACAGUUGGAAGGAUACACAUGGCACCUUUCAGUGAUGAAUAUUUAUUCGUUGAAAUUGCAAAUAAGGCACUCUUCUGGCAGCAAGAGAAUUAUUAUGGUGUGAAUUUAACAGCCUUGCAUGGAUCAGCAUUCCAAGGAUAUUUUUCACAGCCUGUAGUAGAUGCUUUUGAUCCAAGAUUGUUAGUAGCUCCUUCAAUAUCUCAUUUGAUAGACUUCACUAAAGUCAAGGAAGAGGAUUUGUAUGAAAUUGACAUACCACUGCGAUUCAUAGCCUCUGUGGGUGCUAGAGUGCAUGGACUCGCAUGCUGGUUUGAUGUCUUGUUUAAUGGGAGUACUGUUCAAAGGUGGCUUUCCACAGCCCCCGGUGCACCAACGACACACUGGUACCAAUUACGUUGUGUUCUUUCUCAGCCUCUUUAUGUCAUGGCUGGACAAGAAAUUACCGGACAACUCCGAAUGGUUGCCCAUAAUGCUCAAAGUUACACAUUAUAUUUGACGUUGUCAGCCAAAAUGUGGGGCCCCGGUGCCGAUCAAGGAGGAGUAAUUCAAACCUCAUCUUGCAAACUUGAUCUGAAAGAACCUUACUACAGAAUGUCUCAACCACAAGCUUACACAUUGGCUCAAGAUCAGCAACCGCACCAGCUUAUACAAACACAGGAUAUACCUAUUCAGUCACAGGAAUUAGAUGACACUGAUUUAAUGGUACAACCAUCUCCAGCGUCAGUUGCACAGCUUAACACAUUGAAUGUUUAAGAAGUUUUACUUUUUCUUCUUCAAGUUUUAGAGAUAUUUGAUGAAUUGUAUGGCCAUGUUGGCAUUUAUGUUUGUAACAUAGACCUGUUUUUUUUCUUCUUUUGUUCCUAUUAUUUAUCUAGUGCUGAGAUUCAUUGGUCUCUACCUUACCCGUUGUUGUUCCGGUAUGUUUAGAUCAUUUUUGAGUGGUUGUGCAACAUAUCUUACACAUCCUCUAUACAACACUAUUUUGAUUUAACUAGCCCCACAAUAAAGUUACAUUGCUGCUGAA